This is a messenger RNA of Notothenia coriiceps (black rockcod), 1111 nucleotides long. Its product is annotated as SWI/SNF-related matrix-associated actin-dependent regulator of chromatin subfamily A containing DEAD/H box 1A-like. Gene Ontology annotation, molecular function: ubiquitin binding. The record is from RefSeq and is a predicted model, not a curated record. Bases 92 to 1111 code for a protein of 339 amino acids. The transcript has 5 exons. Lineage: Eukaryota; Metazoa; Chordata; Actinopteri; Perciformes; Nototheniidae.
GAGAAGCAGCAGCAGCAGCACAGGGUUGCAGCAGGUUUCUGAUGAAGAAGAUGAGGGAGACAAAGGUCCAAGCCGAGAGAAGAAGGAAGCCAUGGUCAGAAAACUGCAGAAAAAGUUUCCUGACCAGGACAAGGAGGAGCUGCGUCUGGUUCUGCGGGAACACGACUGGAAUGUAGAGGAUGCUCUGCAGGUUCUACAGAUGUUCUCAGACCCCGAUGAAUCCAGUUUCAGCUCUCCUGACUCGAAUGAAAACAAAUCCAGGAAAUCCAAGAGCAAGGAAACGUCGAGCAAGGACCACAGGAAGUCGAGGUUACACAAAGAUCACAGAGACAGUAAAAGUAGAAAAGAUCGAAAAGACUCCGAAGACGACAUAUCAAGUGAAUCAGAGGAGGACAAUAAAGGUGAUCCAGAUGGUGAUACAGAAGUUACACAGGACAGUGAGGAUCCAGAUUCCGACAGCAGUGUAAAUUUGAGAAACAAAAGAAGCACUUCAACACUUGUAAAAAGUCCUGACUUGGUUUCUUCAUCAUCCUCUGUCAAGAAAUUCACUACCUCUGCAUUCCUGAUGCCAUCCUCCUCUACCUCUCCUGCUCAGAUGCUUUCCAGAUUUGCCAGUGGGACCAGUAUAGCUAAGAAGCAGGCAGCAGAGAGAAAGAAGAAGGUUCUUGCCUCAGAUGAACAUGUCAGUUCUGAGGGUGAAAAUGACGAUGAAGAGGAACCGGCAAGCAGUGAGUUUGAGGACUCGGAUGAUGAGCUGGAUUGUAAAGGUGCCAUGACGGAUCUGAAGAAAGAGAUGCUCCAGUUCUUCCAGGACGCAACGAUCGAUGAGCUGUCGCUAAUCUCUGGGUGCUCUGUUAAAAAGGCAAAGAAGAUUUUGGAACGGAGGCCCUUUGAGGGCUGGCAAAGUCUGGUUGAUUUCUUCACUAAGGACAAGGGACUAUCGGAGAACUUACUGAUGGGCUGCAGAGUUGUCUUAAAAGAGCGGAAGGUUGUCUUGGGGCUGAUGUCCAAAUGUCAGACGAUUUCCUCAAAAAUGGUCAAACAGGUCACUACGGUAAUGGAGAGGGGCACAGCGGCCAUGAAACAGCCCAAACUCCUCAACAGAAAGUGA